This is a messenger RNA of Cucurbita moschata (crookneck pumpkin), 1650 nucleotides long. Its product is annotated as glucan endo-1,3-beta-glucosidase 12-like. Gene Ontology annotation, molecular function: hydrolase activity, hydrolyzing O-glycosyl compounds. The coding region runs from base 229 to 1608 and encodes 459 amino acids. Lineage: Eukaryota; Viridiplantae; Streptophyta; Magnoliopsida; Cucurbitales; Cucurbitaceae. The transcript is spliced from 2 exons. Gene Ontology annotation, cellular component: plasma membrane. The record is from RefSeq and is a predicted model, not a curated record. Gene Ontology annotation, biological process: carbohydrate metabolic process.
UUUAAAAAAAUUGGGGCAAAAGGGAACGGAUGAGAAUUGAGUGUUGUUGCAAGUAGCUCAUCAAUCAAAAACUGAGAGGCAGUGUAAUGCCAGGAAUGGAGACAAGUAAACAGCUCCAAGAAAUUCAGACCAAUCAGUAAGGCGGUGAGGAUCGGUGUAAACACAAUUUCUCUUCUUCUCUAUAAAAUCACAGUUUUGGGGGAAACCCAUUUCAAACCUUUGUUACUCAUGGCCAUCGCCUUUUCCCCUUUCCUCUUUCUUCUCUUUUCCGCCACCGCUCUCGGCGAACCCGGAUUGAUUGGGGUUAACUACGGCCGAAUCGCCGACAACCUUCCCCCGCCCGACAAAGUUGUUGGUCUCCUCAAACAGCAAGGGAUCGACCGUAUCAAAGUCUAUGACACCGAUGCCGCCGUCCUUACUGCCCUUUCCAACUCCAACAUCUCCAUCGUUGUUGCCCUUUCCAACGACCUCCUCUCCUCCGCCGCAGCGGAUUCUUCCUUCACCGACAAUUGGGUCCAAUCCAAAAUCUCUAAUUAUUACCCCGCCACCAAAAUCAACGCCGUCGCCGUCGGCAACGAGGUCUUUGUCGACCCCAACAACACCACCAAUUUCCUCAUCCCCGCCAUGAGAAACGUCUACUCCUCGCUACAAAAGUAUAACCUCCACGACUCCAUCAAAGUCUCCUCACCCAUUGCCCUCACCGCCCUCGCUUCCUCCUACCCGACCUCCUCCGGUUCCUUCAAACCGGACCUUAUCGAGCCAGUCAUCAAGCCCAUGCUCGACUUUCUCCACCAGACCGAAUCUUACCUUAUGGUUAACGCCUACCCCUUCUUCGCAUACGCCGCUAACUCCGACCAGAUUUCUCUGGACUACGCUCUCUUCCGGGAGAACUCCGGCGUUGUGGACCCCGGCAAUGGGUUGAAAUAUUUCAGUCUUUUCGAGGCUCAAGUGGACGCUGUUUACGCCGCCAUGAUGGCGCUUAAAUACGACGACGUGAAAGUGGUGGUUACGGAGACUGGGUGGCCGUCGAUAGGGGAGGAGAAGGAAGUGGGAGCGAGUAAGGAGAAUGCGGCGUCGUAUAACGGCAAUUUGGUUAGGAGAGUUCUGACAGGGAAAGGGACCCCCUUGAGACCAGAAGACCCAUUGGACGUCUUUCUGUUCGCGUUGUUCAAUGAGAAUCAGAAACCGGGGCCCACCUCUGAGAGAAAUUACGGUUUGUUUUACCCCAACGAGGAGGAGGUUUAUCAGAUUCCUUUCACACUCGCGGACAUGGCGAGUGAGACUCCGACGCCGGUGAACGGGAGUAAGGCUCAGGUGCCGCCGUCCAAAGGGGAUACCUGGUGUGUGGCUAAUGGGAACGCGGCGGCGGAGAAGCUGCGGGAGGGUUUGGAUUAUGCCUGUGGAGAGGGAGGCGCUGAUUGUGGUGCGAUUCAGCCAGGUUCCACGUGUUACAAUCCUAACUCACUUGAGGCACACGCUUCGUACGCGUUCAAUAGCUAUUACCAGAAGAUGGGUCGUGCGAGUGGCACGUGCUACUUUGGUGGUGUUGCCUACGUCGUUGCUCAACCUCCCCAGUACGGGAACUGCGAGUUCCCUACAGGGUACUAAGCUGGGGCAGGCCGCUAUAGAUAUUUAUAGAAACUAAUAAAA